This is a messenger RNA of Aaosphaeria arxii CBS 175.79, 1590 nucleotides long. RefSeq names its product general substrate transporter. The record is from RefSeq and is a predicted model, not a curated record. Gene Ontology annotation, cellular component: membrane. Gene Ontology annotation, biological process: transmembrane transport; carbohydrate transport. The coding region runs from base 1 to 1590 and encodes 529 amino acids. Gene Ontology annotation, molecular function: carbohydrate:proton symporter activity. The transcript is spliced from 3 exons. NCBI's taxonomy places the organism in Eukaryota, Fungi, Ascomycota, Dothideomycetes, Pleosporales.
AUGUCGUGGUUAAAAAAACAUGCUCGUGGAGAUAGUCUCCCCAUUUACCAGAUUUGUUUAAUGGUGUUGCCUUCGUUCAUGUUGUAUGGCUAUAACCAAUCAAACCUUGGAGGUGUAACUGGGUUUCAGGACUUUACAAGGCAGUUUCCCAGACUCGAUACGGUUCACUACGAAGGACCAGAAAAAGCCCAUAGAGCAACUAUUCAAGGUAAAUUUAGACCUCGACUAGCAACUGCCGUUGCAAUCUAUACGAUCGGUUGCCUGAUCGGUGCACUUGGUGCAAUUCCCGUCGCUGAUAGAUUGGGAAGACAACGCUCGCUGGCUAUCUUUGCAUCAAUUGCAAGUAUUGGUCUCAUUCUCCAAGCGUCGUCGUUCAGUCUCGGGCAACUUAUCGUUGGGAGAAUCGUUAGUGGCUUGGGAGUUGGCGGCGUCAACACUGUGGUCCCUGUAUGGCAGUCGGAAUGUAGUGCUCCCAAGAGUCGUGGUAAGAACGUUAUCAUUCUUGGAACGUUCAUUGCCUCUGGCAUCGCAUUGGCCGCAUGGAUCAACUACGGACUGUCUUACUACCAACAGUCGCAAUUAUGCUGGCGCUUAGCCUUGGGCAUGCCCCUGGUGUUCUCGAUUCCGCUAAUAAUGACACCAUUCUGCCUUCCCGAAUCACCUCGAUGGUUGGUGAUGAAGGGUAAGCUGGACCAAGCACGGUCGUCAUUCUCCGUCCUCCAGGGAACAGAACCAGAGAGCCAGUCGGUUCAAGAGUCUAUUGAGCAAAUUCAGACUUCCAUGAGCGAUCACAGCAAAGAGAAGACACCUAUCAAGGAUCUAUUCCGCAAUAACUCACAGAAGAACAUGUAUCGCAUAUCGCUUGCUUUCAUCAUCAAUCUGGCCGCGCAAAUGACGGGAGCCAAUGCGAUUACCUACUACGCUACCACAAUCUUCCGGGAGUCUCUCGACUUUACACCACAUAGAGCUUCUCUCCUGGCAGCUUGUGUUUUGACUUGGAAGAUAUUUGCAGCAUUCGGUGCAUUCAUUGCCGUUGAUCGCAUCGGACGGAAGCCACUUCUGAUGGCAUCUGCCUGCGGUAUGUCCGUCUGCAUGGUUGCGCUGGCAGCAUGUGUGUCGCAAAUAUCCGUUUCCAAGGCCGCUGGAGGCGUGGCGGUCUUCUUUCUUUUCCUCUUCAUGUGUUUCUUCCCACUUGGCUUCCUUGGGGCCAACUUCCUUUACUCCGCCGAGAUUGGAACGCAGGAACUCCGUGUGUAUCUCUCCGCCAUCGGUGUCGCGACUCAUUGGCUUUUCAAUUUCGUCGUCGCCGAGAUCACCCCCAUUUGCUUCGCUAAGAUCGGAUACCAAACAUACAUCAUAUAUGGAGUCAUCGGUGCUGCGUUUGCGCCUGUGAUCUGGCUGUUCUUCCCCGAGACGAAUGGGCUUACUCUUGAGGAGAUCGACCAAGUGUUUCAACAGCCGAAACAUUGGUGGAAUGUCACGAGCUACGCGAAACACUUUGCUGCGACGGAGCAGACCCCACCGGAAGGAUAUGACAUGAAGAACUCACAGGGCGAGCGCAAGGAGGUCGUAGAGACUGCUGCGGCUUGA